AUGGCUACUUCAGGGAGAAUCAGCACUAGUGGCAGGAUAAGCAGCUCGGACGUAUGGAGGAGGAGCAGCAGCACAGGGGACAGAGUGUUCUCGAGGUCAGGAAGAGCCAACGACGACGACGUUGAAGACGACGAGGAAGCACUGAAAUGGGCUGCUCUGGAGAAGCUCCCCACUUACCUGAGGAUCAGGAGAGGGCUUCUGAACGAAGACGAAGGGAAUUCGCGCGAGGUGGAGAUCACUGACUUGGGGUUCUUGGAGAAAAGGAACUUGCUGGACAGGCUUGUCAGGAUUGCUGAUGACGACAAUGAGAAGUUCCUGCUCAAGCUCAAGAGUCGCAUUGAUAGAGUCGGGCUGGAAAUGCCGACGAUUGAAGUGAGGUUCGAGCAUUUGAACGUCGAGGCAGAGGCUCAUGUUGGAGGCAGGGCAUUGCCUACUGUGUUCAACUUCUCUGUCAACAUGUUUGAGGAAAUCUUGAACUCUCUUCACAUUCUGCCAAGCAGAAAGAAGCCAUUGCCGAUUCUUCAUGAUGUUAGUGGAAUCAUCAAGCCAGGAAGAAUGACACUGCUUUUAGGCCCUCCUGCCUCUGGAAAGACUACCUUACUGCUUGCCUUAGCAGGAAAACUUAGUAAAGAUCUUAAGUUUUCAGGAAAAGUUACAUAUAAUGGUCAUGAAAUGGAUGAGUUUGUACCUCAGAGAACUUCAGCUUACAUCAGUCAGUAUGACCUUCAUAUUGGAGAAAUGACUGUCAGAGAAACCCUAGCUUUCUCGGCAAGAUGUCAGGGAGUUGGACCUCAAAACGAUAUUCUGAUCGAACUAUCUAGAAGAGAGAAAACAGCAAAGAUUAAGCCAGAUCCAGAUAUUGAUCUCUUCAUGAAGGCGGCAGCACUGGAAGGCCAAGAAGCCAAUGUGGUUACUGACUACAUUCUCAAAAUCUUAGGGCUUGAAGUAUGUGCUGAUACAUUGGUAGGGGACGAAAUGGUUCGAGGCAUCUCAGGCGGGCAAAAGAAGCGAGUUACAACUGGGGAGAUGAUGGUUGGACCGUCAAGAGCGCUAUUCAUGGAUGAAAUAUCUACUGGUUUGGAUAGCUCAACAACCUUCCAAAUAGUCAAUUCACUAAGACAAUCCAUCCACAUUCUCGAGGGAACUGCCCUUAUCUCUCUUCUGCAGCCUGCACCAGAAACCUAUGAUCUCUUUGAUGAUAUUGUUCUUCUCUCCGACGGCUACAUAGUCUACCAGGGCCCUCGAGAAAAUGUGCUCGAGUUCUUCGAGCACAUGGGAUUCAUAUGCCCGGAGAGGAAAGGAGUAGCGGAUUUCUUGCAAGAAGUAACAUCAAGAAAGGAUCAGGAGCAGUACUGGCUGAGAAGAGACGAGCCUUACAACUUUAUCACUUCGAUGGAGUUUGCAGAAGCAUUUCAGUCGUUCCACAUUAGCAGGAAGCAAGGAGACGAGCUGGCAACUCCAUUCGACAAGUCGAAAAGCCACCCUGCUGCACUAACGACCGAUAAAUUCGGUGUCAACAAGAAGGAACUUCUGAAAGCUUGCAUUGCGAGGGAGUAUUUGCUCAUGAAGAGGAACUCGUUUAUCUACAUUUUCAAGAUAACUCAGAUUGUGAUUCUGGCUUUCCUGACAACGACAGUUUUCUUAAGGACCAAUAUGCAUCACGAGACGGUGAACGAUGGAGGAACUUACAUGGGAGCUAUCUUCUACGGGGUUAUUGUCAUGAUUUUCAAUGGGUUCUCAGAGAUGGCAAUGACUAUCCACAAGCUUCCGGUGUUCUACAAGCAAAGAGACCUUCUCUUCUUCCCAGCAUGGGCAUAUGCUCUUCCUGCUUGGGUGCUCAAGAUCCCCAUCGCGUUUGUAGAGGUUGCAAUAUGGGUCAUCCUCACUUACUAUCCUAUUGGCUUUGAUCCAAACAUUGGAAGGUUUUUGAAGCAGUACCUGUUAUUCGUUCUUGCAAACCAGAUGGCUUCCGGGUUGUUACGACUCAUAGGAGCAGUAGGAAGGAACAUGAUCGUUGCUAAUACAAUCGGAUCAUUCGGUAUAAUUAAUCUCCUAGUGCUGGGCGGCUUCAUCAUCUCAAGAGUAAAUGUGAAGAAAUGGUGGCUCUGGGGUUACUGGAUCUCACCAUUGAUGUAUGUGCAGAAUGGUCUCACUGUCAAUGAAUUUCUCAGCCACAGUUGGAGUCAUGUGCCUCCCAACUCAACUGAGUCGCUUGGGGUUCAGAUCCUCAAGACUCGUGGACUUUUUCCAUAUGCAUACUGGUUUUGGAUUGGAGUUGGAGCACUAACUGGAUCCAUCCUUCUCUUCAAUCUCCUCUUCUUUUUCGCUCUCAAGUAUCUAGACCGUUUUUCUGGUGUUCAUGUUGUUGUGCUUGCAGCAUUUGGCAAACCACAGGCGAUCACACCAAAAGAAGACUCGGAAGAGAAGACUACUUCACCUACAGCCACUAUCAACCUGUCAGAAAGAGGUAAUGACGAAACCAGGAUAAGUAUUUCAUCCAGAACCCCAUCAGCAAGAGUUGGCAACUUAAAUCAAGUCAAGAGAAGAGGAAUGGUACUUCCAUUCCUUCCACUCUCCAUCACCUUCGGAGACAUCAGGUAUUCCAUAGACAUGCCACAGGAGAUGAGAGCUCAGGGGAUCCUGGAGGAUCGUCUGGAGCUUCUAAAGGGGGUCAGUGGAGCAUUUAGACCAGGUGUCCUGACAGCACUGAUGGGAGUUAGUGGAGCUGGGAAAACUACUCUAAUGGAUGUUCUUGCUGGAAGGAAAACCGGUGGAUAUAUUGAAGGAAGUAUUAAGAUUUCAGGGUACCCGAAAAGGCAAGAAACUUUUGCUAGAAUUGCAGGUUAUUGUGAGCAGACUGAUAUCCAUUCCCCUCAUAUUACAGUGUAUGAGUCGUUGAUCUUCUCCGCAUGGCUCAGGCUUUCUCCAGAAUCAAACUCCGAUACACGAAAGAUGUUUGUUGAGGAGGUGAUGGAGCUAGUGGAACUGACUCCGCUGAGAGAUGCACUCGUGGGGUUGCCCGGCGUGAAUGGUUUAUCGACUGAGCAGAGGAAGAGGUUGACCAUUGCAGUUGAGCUUGUGGCCAAUCCUUCCAUAAUCUUCAUGGAUGAACCAACUUCUGGGCUUGAUGCAAGAGCAGCAGCCAUUGUAAUGAGAACCGUGAGGAACACAGUUGAUACUGGGAGAACCGUGGUAUGCACUAUUCAUCAGCCCAGCAUUGACAUAUUCGAUUCCUUCGAUGAGUUACUCCUACUGAAGAGAGGAGGGGAGGAAAUCUUUGUCGGUCCAAUUGGUCGCCAUGCUUGCUAUCUCAUCAAGUACUUUGAGGCAGUAGAUGGAGUUCCAAAGAUGAAAGAAGGAUACAAUCCAGCAACGUGGAUGCUAGAGGUAACUACUGCAGCGCAAGAAGAUGCUCUUGGGGUCAACUUCAUGGACAUAUAUAAGAACUCAGAAUUGUACAAGAGGAACAAGGAUUUGAUCAAGGAGCUAAGUUCACCACUACCUGGUUCAAACGAUCUCUUCUUCCAGAGGCAAUACGCUCAAACAUUCUUUACUCAAUGCAUGGCUUGCUUGAAAAAGCAGCACUGGUCAUACUGGCGAAACCCUCCUUAUAAUGCUGUGAGAUUCCUCUUCACAACAUUCAUAGCUCUCAUGUUCGGAACAAUAUUCUGGAAUCUAGGCUCCAAAAGAGGAAAGCAACAGGAUAUUCUAAACUCAAUGGGUUCCAUGUAUGCAGCAGUUCUUUUCAUAGGAUUCCAGAACAAUACAGCAGUCCAACCAAUCGUAUCCGUCGAGAGAACAGUUUUCUACAGAGAAAGAGCAGCUGGGAUGUACUCAGAAUUGCCAUACGCCUUUGGACAGGUGGUCAUUGAAAUACCAUACGUUCUAAUCCAAGCUCUCGUCUAUGGAUUCAUAGUCUACGCCAUGAUGGGUUUUGAGUGGACGACAGUCAAGAUCUUCUGGUACAUGUUCUACAUGUACUUCUCAUUGAUGUACUUCACUCUCUUUGGGAUGAUGUCGGUUGCCAUCACUCCAAACCACAACAUUGCUGCCAUAAUUUCAACUGCCAUCUUUGGGUUAUGGAACCUUUUCUCAGGCUUUAUUGUGCCUCGCCCGAUGAUACCAAUCUGGUGGAGAUGGUACUAUUGGGCAUGCCCAGUUGCUUGGACAUUGUAUGGACUGGUGGCUUCACAAUAUGGUGACAUUAAGGAAACCUUGGAUGGUAGCAAUGAAACUGUGGAGGAGUUCAUCCGAGACUAUUUCGGGUUCAGACAUGAUUUCGUUGGGGUAGUUGCCCUAGUUCUUGUGGGAAUUUCAGUCUUUUUUGGCUUCAUGUUUGCAGUCUCCAUCAAGGCCUUCAAUUUCCAGAAGAGAUGA
Messenger RNA from Linum tenue, 4377 nucleotides. The record is from the annotation of a GenBank genome assembly. NCBI's taxonomy places the organism in Eukaryota, Viridiplantae, Streptophyta, Magnoliopsida, Malpighiales, Linaceae.